AUGUCUUUUUCAGCCACCACAAGCAGCGCACUUGCAGCACAGGAUGUGUUGUCCUGCCAGCCACACCUCGCAGAUAUUGCAGACUUCUGCAGGGUGCAAUUUGGAUGGGAUGAUGACGCCAUCGUUGAGAGGAUGUAUGGGGGCAUAUGGGAGGGCACCUACCUCCGCACCUUAUGCAAGUUGCCACAACACUCGGACCAAGCACAUGCUCAACCAACAUUCAAAGUCAUUUCUCAGUCCACUAUUAUGGCAUUGUGGUGCGACAUCGAAGGCUAUAACGUUAAAGUCAAUUGUCAGCGCUUGGCACGUAGCACUCUGGGAAACGCCACUCCCAGCCAAUUAUCUGCAAUGUUUGUACACAUUCCGAUGUUAGAGGCCCCUGACAUGCAUGAUCCCCGCUCCGAAAUUGCAAACUAUUUCCUGGAAAUAGCUCCCACAACCACUCGCUCGUUCAUUUUCGAAAAUCAUGGUGCGACUGAGCAAGAGUUCAGCGAAAGCCCCCCAGUCACCGAAUUGUACUCAAAAGAAGGCGGCACGGAAGAAAGGAUCGGCUACCCCAAAGCGGCCUUAGCAGACGUCCAGAAGUGUAAGGACCUUGGGAUAGAAACUCACCUACAGGCAAACAACACCAGGGCCAACUAUGCUGGUCACGUUCGGCGAGGACGACAGUGGCUGGCAAGUUACUUCAAAACACCAGCCGUUAGCGAAUCGGAGAGACGUGACAUUGCAUCAGAUGACUUACUCAUUCCAAUGCCGUCAUCACCUGUGAGUUUUGACAUGCACAGCGACAAUGAUGUGCAUGAUGACCCUGCCUUCAAAGAUGCAUUUGACCGGAUACUGAACAGAUGCUCACACAAAGCACUUGCACUUUUCAUGUCCCUGAAAGGGUUCCAUGAGAAUCUAAGUAAAACUACUGUUGAGAGCAUCCGUUCAGCAUUUAAGAAGAUGUGGGACCUGUCAUGGGUGGAUGGUGACAUGUAUUGCAGCAAAUGGCACUUUGAUGAGGCGAGACAGCAUUGGGAAGGAAACCCUGCUGAUUCUGCAGAUGUUUAUGACGUGCUGUCGUCCAUCAAGCAUAAGGCUAGUGCGGAGGGCGGAGAUCGCACUCACUCAAUGGCAAUGACGAAAGAUUACAUGGAUUGA
Molecule: messenger RNA, 1143 nt
Organism: Suillus subalutaceus
Lineage: Eukaryota; Fungi; Basidiomycota; Agaricomycetes; Boletales; Suillaceae
Exons: 4
Coding region: 1-1143 (380 amino acids)
Source: RefSeq, a predicted model, not a curated record